AUGUAAAUUUUAUUGUUUUUUGUACCCCUAUUAAUUUUGGGAUAAAAAGUGCGGAUUUUUAUGGAAGAUGCAGAUGAUGAAUAUUUAGUUUAUGAUAAGAACAAGGUUUCAUUUGAAUUCCUCCCCGAGAAUUUAAAUCAAGGAGUGACAUGCAAGCCACCAAGAUCUUUUGGUAUAUUGAGUACAAACGAUGGAAUUGGAAUUUCAAAUUAAACUCUAAGAAUAGAAAAUGAAGAUAUUAUAUCAUUCAAUGUCUAUGUUCUGCAAGAGGAUGAGAAAAAUACUAACAUGUAUAAAUAUGUAAUUAUAAAGAGAAACCUGUAAACCGAAGUGAUUUCAGAUGACAAUAAGCUUAAGCCCAAAAGCGAGAUCCUUUUUAGACUCUCAUAGCAAUGUCCCCAAAGAGAUCAUCUCACCUCUUAAAAUUAUUGGACACCAAUAAGUAUACAAGUGAGUUUGAAUGAAGUGAAUUAAGGAACUCAUGAAUUAAUAAAGUUUGCAAUAAUAUUCUCAUGCGACAAAUCAUACAGAGACAUCACAUUCGAUUGGAGUCUCCCCAUAUUACUAGUAAUAUCAACUAUUUUGAUCGCAUUUUUGGCUAAAUACACUAGAAUCCUGUCAUUUAGUUGGAAGAGAAAUGGAAAGGACUUUCAGGGAUUCGAAAUCAAUUUCAUGAUUAUUGGAAUCUAUAUAAUAUUAUAUGCCGGUGGAGCCACGAUAGUUUUAGCGACAGAAUUUUUGGAUUUCGUCAGAUACUUUUUCAUUAUAAUAGCCUGCACAAUAGGCACACUUGCAAUAUUCUUUGUGUCUUCUGAGGUAUUUAAAAGAUAUAAUUACCCUAGUUUGCAUGUCUAUUGAAAUAGAAUUCAUUUGUAAGAAAAUAUUACAUUGUGUUUUCAUCAAUAAUUUCUUUAUUAAUUGCCUUGCCUUAUUAUUUUUUUAAGCCAUGGUACUUGAGUGAUAUCAUUUCUCUAGCCUUUAUAGUACUGAUUGUCAAGUUCUUCAGACUCAAGAACAUUAAGUUUGCCUCAUUCUUAAUGAUAUCUAAUGUUUUAUUGGAUUCGAUAUUGGCCUUAAUCAUCCAUUAUACCUAAGUUCAGUCUUACAACACAACUGUAUUACAAUUUUUGAAUUGCCCUUUAGAAUUGCAACUGCCCUUAAUACGUUUGCAAUUUAACAAAAAUUGUGCUUGGAUCUCACUGUUUAGUUAAGCUAUACCAGGACUCCUUUUGAGCUUAGCCUAUAGGAUAGAUAAGACUAAGAGGACCUUCACUUACGGUCUGCAGGGUUUCUUGUCUUUGAUAAUUGCAGAAGGGCUUUGGGUAUUAGCCACAGUGUCUGUGAAGCAUUCGAUACCUGAAACCAUAUUUACAUAUCCUAUUUUAUUGGGAACUUUAACUCUAAAUUCUCUUAGGAGAGCAGAAUUUAACUCCUUUUGGUUCGGUGACUAUUUAACGGAUCAAAGCUAUUCAAGAUUGAGAGGAGAUAGUCUAAUGGAUGCAAAACCUCCUGAUCUAUUGUUUAAUGUGGAUGUUCUUCCUGAUAGCAAAGUUUAACCAACUGAUCUAUGA
Molecule: messenger RNA, 1571 nt
Organism: Paramecium octaurelia
Lineage: Eukaryota; Ciliophora; Oligohymenophorea; Peniculida; Parameciidae
Source: the annotation of a GenBank genome assembly